UCCAAAUCAAAUCUUGUCCCAUGGCAAGUAAUCCUGUCUCUAAUAGCCAAGAUGGUGUGGCAAGAUCUAUAUCAGAUGCCCCACCAACACAUUAUGUGGUCAAGAUACAGUUAUUCUCAUUGCUUUUGAAAAACUCGGUAGAAAAAUAUGAAUCUGGAGAUUUUGAGGCCGGAGGCGACAAAUGGAAAUUGGUUCUCUACCCAAGUGGAAAUAAAAGUAGGAAUGUCAAGGACUACAUCUCUCUCUAUCUAGCAAUUGCUGAUACAGAUUCACGCAGUUCGGAGGUCUGUGACAGUUUCAAAUUGUUUUUGCUUGAUCAGAAUCAGGACAAUUAUUUGGUCGUUCAUGAUGCUACGGAAAAGGAAAGACGCUUCCGUGGAUUGAGAAAUCAAUGGGGCUUCGAUCAAUUCCUGCCACUCAGAACAUUCAAUGAUGUCGCCAGUGGAUACCUUGUGGAUGAUACAUGUGUUUUUGGAGCGGAGGUGAAGAUACAGAUGUAUCCAAAGGGAAGGCGUCAUGGAUUGGGCAGUCAUAUUUCUCUAUAUUUGGCUUUGGCAGAUCCAAAAGCUACCCCUAGUAGUUCUAAAAUAUUGGCAGAGUUCACUUUGCGAAUGGUGGAUCAAAUGCAGGGCAGGCACAUUUCAGGCAAAGUAAGUUACUGGUUCAGUGGGUCUAGUCCGGAGAAUGGAUGGGCAAAGUAUGUGACUUUUGGCUAUUUCAAUCUACCAAGCAAUGGUUGUUUGGUGAAGGAUGUUUGCGUGGUGGAAGCAGAGGGCAUCAAGGUGAUUGAAUGCAAUAUUAAAGAGAAGGAGUACGAUUGGCUCAAUGCAUGUGCAAUAGGAUAUGCUACCUCUUUGGAGGUUAUUCCAUCUCUUCAAGAGGUUUUUGAGAUGGAAGGUUGUUUUCACAUUGUAGUUGUGCCCAUGGGAGGAUGCAUGGUGCUUCUCAAAGGUGAUAAUAUUGCUCGAAUGAAGGAGUUGGUAGACAAUGAGCAAAGGUUGGCAGAAGUGAUAGAUGGCAAGGGAGAUGACUCAAGCUUUUCCAAUGACUCAAGUAAUGUAGAAUGCCACCAUGUUGAGGAAGAUGAAGAGGUUGGCUGGGCAGAUACUCUUGAGGCAGUUGAAAAGACACAUGAAUUUCGUGUCUCCCUAUACGAGACAAUCAUGUAGGAGAAGCUACAGAUGUGGAAUGAGUUGAAGGAUGUAAUAUCAUCCAUUGGAGGCAAAAUAUGUGUAGCAGGUGAUUUCAAUGCAAUCUUGAAUUCAAGUGAGAAAGUAGGGAGAUCAGAUUGUUCAAGAGAAAUAAUAGCCUUUAAUGAGUUUUUGCUAGAUAUAGGUUUGGUUGAUUUAUAAUUGGUUGGGAGAAAAUUUACAUGGUAUAAACUUGAUGGGUCUACUAUGAGUAGAAUUGAUAGAUUUUUGGUGAAUUAUGAAUUAUUGGAUGAAUGAAAUGAUUGUUGUCAG
Messenger RNA from Rubroshorea leprosula, 1463 nucleotides. Lineage: Eukaryota; Viridiplantae; Streptophyta; Magnoliopsida; Malvales; Dipterocarpaceae. The record is from the annotation of a GenBank genome assembly.